AUGGAGGAUACGCCUGUCAAUGCGGCUCACGCUUUUGCCAACGCGGCCGAGGAGUUUGAAGAAAAGGAACAGUGGGGUAAAGCGAUGGAAGCCCACUUCCGUGCUGCAGAACAAUUUCUUUUGGCGAUGAACUACACAUUGGAUCCCGAGGAACAUCCGAGUACAUCGUCUCACCACAAGAAAUCACCUGCACAAUCAAAAUCGAAUGCUGCAGUUCCAUCACCAAAAAGUAAUACUAGUAUGAGGACACAACAACAUUUACAAGGAUCCUCGUCCCAUCCAAAUUCGCAGCAUGCCGUAGGGAUGCAUACAUCGUCCAACUCAAAUGGUAGAAUGACGCCUGAUCUAUUAAGAUCUGGUGUCAGUAGUACUUCUGCAAGGUUGGCAAGUGAUGUAAAGGGUACAAGGCAAACACAAACAUGGUCCGAUUCACUUACGUCAGUCGCGCCAGGUGUUUCUUUGGAUGAGUCUGCGGUCACAGAAAAGACAAUAGAUGAAUCAUAUAUGGAUGACGACAUGGAUCCUUUCAAUAAAUUUUGGGAAAUUGUUGAAUCAUUAGUUUCAAAGGUCUCAAAUCCAGUUGCUUUCGCUACUGCGCCCCUUAACGGGACUGAUCCACGGACGUUACUUGAUCCCGGUACUAUACAUACAUUCGGUAAUAAUACCGAUGUGGAAAAUGGACGUAUUCCUCAUCCAGAAAGCCUCAAAGGUUAUUAUCGAACAAAUAAGAAUGUACCGACAAAAACGUUAGAGGAAUACGCGAUGGAAAAUCAACAGCUCAAAUCCACUCUAGAUAUAAUGUCUAAGCGAAUGCAGGCACACGAGAAGGCUGCAGAAGAAAAUAGUAUGUUGAGAAGCAGCAUUUUGCAAUUUAAAAAUGAUUUUCAAAAACAGGCGAAACGAAUUAAAGCCAGCCAGGAAAUGUUGCGGUCCAUGUCCAUAAUGAAGCAAACUUCACCUGAAAGUUCAACUGUGGGUAAUGUCCAACUCCUUCAACGACGUGUAAAAGAACUUGAAGAAGAGCUCCGUAUCGUAAAGAUUGAUAAUCAGAAGCAGAAAGAUCUCAUGACGAAGUAUAGAGAACGGUGGGAAAAAUUGAAAGAAUCCGCGAAAAAACGGAGAGUAAAUAAACAAGGCGAUCCAGCAACACAUCAAAUCGUUGAACCCUCGUCCUCACCUAAAACACCGACUCCCGAUUCGGUUCAAUCUCACAAAAACCCUCAAGAUUCUUCACCACCGUCACCACAUCAAAAUCCAUCUCUUAUAGUAUUGCCUUCUUCAUCCGUUACAAUGACGGCAACGACUAUUACGACAGCCAUUGUUGCUCCGGAAUCGCGGAAGCAAUCCUUACCUGAAAUUAGUCUUCCCUUCGCACUUCAAAAAUCACCUCAAAAGCCCGGUUUUGGUGAAAUUCUGGAUGGAUCUACGGGUUCCAAAGGUAGUGUUGGAGCAUCACAAAAAAAACCAAAUACUACAAUUGUCCAUGCCAUUGGAACAAGUUCAACUAGUGAUUGCAAAAAUUCUUCCGUAAGCGACAACAAUAAUAACAAGAAUAGCAGUAACAACAGCGCUCGUAGUCUUACAGAAUCAAAUUCAACAAUGUCUUCUUUGCCAUUUAUGUCACAACAAGAACCUGACGGGUCGUUUCUCCCAACGGGCGCCACAGAAAGUUCAAUCUCUCCGUCAAAUCAACGAGGCUUGACGCCUGCAGAUGAAUCAUUGUCACCCUCUAGCUCAAUGGUGACAGCUGUGACCAGCAUUUCUCCGAGUAUAUACCAGCAAUGA
Molecule: messenger RNA, 1785 nt
Organism: Acaulospora colombiana
Lineage: Eukaryota; Fungi; Glomeromycota; Glomeromycetes; Diversisporales; Acaulosporaceae
Source: the annotation of a GenBank genome assembly